AGGUGGCGCUGUCGCUGUGGAAAGAUGCGAUCAGCGGAGGCUUUUCCUUAAUUGCUUAUUUCUGCAAUAGAGGCUAAACAACCCCCGGAAAGCCGGUCUUUGUGGUCUUUUCUGACUAAGCGAGAAGCUCCGUACACCCACCACGGCGUUCAUCCAAGAAAUGUCUGUGUUUUAAGGCGUCAAGGCAGAUUUUAACCGGCGGUUUUGGCUCGAGCGCUCCAGGAUGUCCAAACGACGCUCUUCAGAGAGGGGAGCUGGAGAGACAUCGGGCAGGGCCAGCAAGCUGCACUGUCCUGGGAUAUCUGGCAGUAACGCCAAGAGAGCCGGUCCCUUCGUCCUUGGACCUCGCCUGGGCAAUUCACCGGUGCCGAGCAUAGUUCAGUGUUUGGCCAGAAAAGAUGGCACAGAUGAUUUCUAUCAGCUCAAAAUCCUGACACUGGAGGAGCGAGUAGACUCUGCAGGGGAGACUCAGGAGGAGAGACAGGGCAAGAUGCUGCUGCACACAGAAUAUUCUCUGCUUUCUCUGUUGCACAACCAGGAUGGGGUGGUGCACCAUCAUGGCCUCUUCCAGGAUCGAGCCUAUGAAAUAGUGGAAGACAUGGAGGCCAACAAAGUUCGCAAAAUGAAGAAGCGAAUUUGCCUUGUACUAGACUGCCUGUGUGCGCACGAUUUCAGUGACAAGACGGCAGAUCUGAUUAAUCUCCAGCAUUAUGUCAUAAAGGAGAAACGGCUGAGCGAGCGUGAAGCCAUCAUCAUUUUCUACGAUGUGGUGCGUGUGGUGGAGGCCCUUCAUAAAAAAAACAUUGUGCAUAGAGAUCUCAAGCUGGGAAACAUGGUGCUGAACAAACGGACUCACCGCAUCACCAUCACGAACUUCUGCCUGGGAAAGCAUCUGGUGAGUGAGGAUGACCUGCUGAAAGACCAGCGAGGGAGCCCUGCCUACAUAAGCCCUGAUGUAUUAAGUGGUCGUCCAUACCGUGGGAAGCCCAGCGACAUGUGGGCCCUUGGUGUGGUUCUGUUCACCAUGCUGUAUGGCCAGUUCCCUUUUUAUGACAGCAUACCUCAAGAACUCUUCCGUAAGAUCAAGGCUGCAGAGUACUCCAUCCCAGAAGAUGGUCGUGUGUCAGAGAACACGGUGUGCCUCAUUCGAAAGCUGCUGGUGCUGGACCCACAGCAGAGGCUGACUGCAGGAGAAGUGCUGGAGUCCCUUAGUGCCAUAAUCGCCUCGUGGCAAUCUGUUUCAUCGAUGAGUGGCCCUUUGCAAGUGGUUCCAGAUAUUGAUGAUCAGCUCAACCACCCAGAACAUCUGCAAGAGGCCAAGGUGAUUGAAGAGUCUUCACAGUACGAGUUUGAGAACUACAUGCGCCAGCAGCUGCUGCUAGCCGAAGAGAAAAACAUUGUCCACGAAUCCAAGAGCUUUCUCACAAACCGCCAGUUUGGCAGCAUCCCACCUGUUAGGCGUUUGGGCUACGACGCCCAACCUGUCAGUCCACUAGAUGCUGCUAUCCUCGCUCAACGUUUUCUUCGGAAAUAGCCUUCAGCCACUCACUCCAGCCUCCCCCUGAAGACGCCUGCAGAGACGUGAGAGGACUCGAGACAGAAAAAGCCCCAAAACUGAGCUUGCACACGUGAGACCUCUGCCUGAGCUUGCAGACAGAGAUGCAUACUUGGGUUUCCAGCAAGCUAGGUGAAGCAGAUAGAAGGUGGGCAGGAAAAACACAUUUCUAACUCGGGAGCUUCACUCCCCCAGUCUGGAUCCAGUCUGAAACAUGUGAAGCCCUGGAUGGAACUCUGACCCAAAGGUUUCUUGCCCUCAGGUCACCCACAGUCACUGUGCAACAAGCCCAUUAGCACGGUCACACAUGGCUCUGACACGCCUGUAGUGUUAAAGAAACUAAACCCCACCCUCCUCCUCCUUUGAGAUUUCCCUGUUGUAACACUUCU
Nematolebias whitei (Rio pearlfish) is the source of this 1944-nucleotide messenger RNA. RefSeq names its product serine/threonine kinase 40 (gene stk40). The record is from RefSeq and is a predicted model, not a curated record. The coding region runs from base 224 to 1534 and encodes 436 amino acids. Lineage: Eukaryota; Metazoa; Chordata; Actinopteri; Cyprinodontiformes; Rivulidae. The transcript is spliced from 11 exons. Gene Ontology annotation, molecular function: ATP binding; protein kinase activity. Gene Ontology annotation, biological process: protein phosphorylation.